Molecule: messenger RNA, 4163 nt
Organism: Populus euphratica (Euphrates poplar)
Lineage: Eukaryota; Viridiplantae; Streptophyta; Magnoliopsida; Malpighiales; Salicaceae
Exons: 13
Coding region: 287-3553 (1088 amino acids)
Cellular component (GO): cytoplasm
Molecular function (GO): protein binding
Source: RefSeq, a predicted model, not a curated record
UCGACAUGUAAUUCGGUAACCAACAAACUAGAGUUCUCCGCUUCAAGUCCUGAGCUGAGAUGCUUCCGCCAAAGCCAAGUCAAACCUUUCCCCUCCAUAUCCAUGUCUCCCACCCAAACACACAAACAGACCCUCUCGCUCUCCCUCCCAUUUCCUUCUUCUUCACACAAAAACCAUGACACUCAUCUCUCUCUUCUCUUUAACCUCCCCUAAACCUCCUUUCUCUCUCUAAAUCCCUUAAGCCUCUCUCUCUCUCUCUCUAUAUAUAUAUAUAUAUAUAUUCAUAAUGGCGAUCGUAACAGGAGAUCGUUAUCUAGAAAAACUAGUCAAAUUCGUUGAAGAACAAGCCGGUUCGUUAAUUGACGGGACCCUUGUCUUAAAGCUUAACCCAGCCGGUCUCCGCUACGUGAAUUCACGACUCGAAUCACUACAAGAGUUAGAGAAUUUAUUAUCCGGAGCUCCAGUUGAUUAUCUUCGCGCUUACGUUUCUGACCUCGGUGACCACCGUGCUCUCGAGCAGUUACGGCGGAUUCUCCGUUUGUUGACGGAGUUAAAGGUUGUUUCGGUUUUGCCUCCGCCGACGCGUGAUCCGACGCCGGUUUGUUUGGUUCCGUUUGGGAGAUUGAGGGUUUUGGAACUUAGAGGUUGUGAUUUGUCUACGUCGGCUGCGAAAGGGCUGCUUGAACUGAGACAUACUCUGGAGAAGAUUGUUUGCCACAAUUCUACUGACGCAUUACGGCAUGUAUUUGCUAGUAGGAUUGUGGAGAUAAAGGAGUCACCGCAAUGGAAUCGGUUGUCAUUUGUAUCGUGUGCGUGUAAUCGACUGAUUUUGAUGGAUGAGUCUUUGCAACUUCUUCCUGUUGUGGAAACUCUUGAUUUGAGUCGAAAUAAGUUUGCAAAGGUGGAUAAUUUGCGGAAGUGUACCAAAUUGAAGCACUUGGAUCUUGGGUUCAAUCAUCUGAGAUCAAUUGCACCCUUUUGUGAGAUCUCCUGUCACAUUGUUAAACUUGUUUUGAGGAACAAUGCCCUAACAACAUUACAUGGGCUUGAGAAUUUGAAAUCACUUGAAGCCCUUGAUGUGUCCUGUAAUAUUAUUUCUAAUUUCUCAGAGCUGGAGUUCCUUACUGGCCUCCCAUGUUUGCGAAACUUGUGGUUGGAAGGAAACCCUUUGUGCGGCGCCCGAUGGUAUCGGGCUCAAGUAUUCAGCUAUGUUGUUCAUCCAGAAGCAGUGAAGCUAGACGACCAAGAAAUCAGUGCAAGAGAGUUUUGGAAGAGGCAAAUCAUAAUUGCCAGGAGGCAGAAACGACCUACCAGCUUUGGAUUUUAUUCUCCUGCUAUGGGAGAUGAUGAAGGAGAUGGAAAUAUUAACAGGAAAAGGAGUAAAGUAUCUCGUCUUGCUUCAAUUGCAAAUAAAGAAGAGACCAUUUAUUUUUCCUCUGACCAAGAGUCUCCAUCUUUUGAUAAUGAGAUUCAAAGCAAAGAGGAGAAUGACAUAUCUGAAGAUGAAGCUGAAAUAGUUGAUCUGAUUAACAGAGUUGAGCUCAUGAAAAAGGAGUGUUCUACUCUUUGGUUGCGGGAAUUUAAGGACUGGAUGGAGCAUGUAUCAGAGAAUAUUGUGGAUUGCAGUAAAUAUUGUGGGGUUACAUUGCAUCAUGCAAAGGAAAAUCAUCCAACAAACAAGUCAACACUGAAGGACCAUUGUGAUAGUUCUAGAGAUUCUAUGGAUGAUCUUCAAGCUUCUGGAGAUGAGACCAGUGCAAAUCUCCUUGAGUCUAAUAGUUCAUUUGUUGAUACUGGUUCAUAUGGCGGGGUUCCUUUACCAGGGAUGGGGAACAUGAAUCUAAGACAGAAGCAUCAAAAGUCUCAUUUACAUGAAGGUUCUGGUAGUAUGUCUAUGCAAGGUAGAAGUUCCCACACAGGUAGCUCUACUGUCCAAGGAGUCCAUACAAUAGUUGGAAAUGGAAUCAUAUCACUGUUGACCACUCAUUCAUCUCCUGCAUAUCCUAUGUCUCCUCCUCAUUAUGAGGAGGACAUUUUGCAACGGCGCAACAACUUGGUGGAAGAAAUUUUGCAGCUAUCUGCAGAAUCCUAUUCAGUGGCAUCAUCUGACAAUAAUACUAGCUCUAGUGAUGAUUUAUAUGAAUUUGGAGAUUCAUCAUAUGAAGCUGCUAAAUCACAAAAUGAAGAGUAUUUGAAUCCCAAGGCUGGAGGGCAAUUAUCUUCUAAUCCUUUGAAGGAUCAAGGACACGGAAUCCAUCAUGUGAUGGAAAAUGACAGUUAUCUAAAUGAUUCACUAACCUCAAAUUCCACAAAAAUUUUGAGUUCAAACUCCAAUGAUUUCUCUGCUGGCUCUCAUGAUGGUGAAAAUGCUCAUUUUGCCAACCAAGAGGCUGAUUUGCUGGAGAAAGGAAAAAACAAAAGGAAACCAAGAAGAAUAGUCAUUUCUUUGCUAGAGAAUAUGGUUGGCAGGAUAGGGAGACCAGAAAAAUUAAAUGGAAAUGGGGAUACUUGUGGAGCUGAUUUGGUGGAUGAGCAAGGGGAACAAAUUGUCUGUGAGAGUGAUUUUCAUGUUACUGAUAAGAAACAGCUGCACACAAAUUCUUUUUCAACCCUGGAUGCUGUAAAUGUCAGUGGAUUCUCUGAUGAUUUUAUUGAGAAUUAUUUUAAUGAGAAAGUAGCAGAUUCCAGAAUUAAUGAAAGCUGUAGGAAUUAUGUGCGAUGUGAUUGCAUACUAGAGCCAGAAUCCAUGUACAGAGAAAGAGAAGUAGUUUUGUUGCUGAGCAGUGAAGACAAGCUGUAUGUACUGCUCAUUGAUGUAGCAUUUGAUGGAUCGGGAAGCAUUUUAAGUUUGCUGGGUUGGCACAGGGUUGAAGAUGUUAGAGAAGUUUUAGUUGGUAUAGGACUUCAGGUCGUGAGGGUAUACAUUGAAAGGGGAGCAACCUACCUGUUUCUAACACGGAGCAUUGAGAAGUCAAGGCAGUUACUUCAUAUCUUGCAAGUUUCUGGACCAUGCACAACAAAUAAUAAGUGUUUGCUGAAAAGUUUGGAGCAGGUUCAGGUUGAGUUGUUCGGGCAGCAAAUAUGUCGAGGUUUGAAACUGAGCAUAUUCCAAUAUUCUAUGGUGCUUUUCAGGCACAGGAAGAACGAAGAGGACUCGUGGCUUCCCAGAUCACUGUUUGUAAGUGGGGGGCAUGUGCUUUUGUGUAUUGAAGAUCUUAAGCAGUUCAGGAGUUCCUCAGUGGAUGCGUCUUCGCCUCCAUAUUUCUUGCUUGAUUCUUGUUGCUCCAUUAGUGAUGUGUCUGAGCUGGUUAUUGAGGCCAGGGAGAGCUGGUUUAUAACCUUAGCCCUUCAACAUGCCCCAAAAAGGUUCUGCCUAUCGUCCAAAUCUCAAAAGGAUAUCAAAACAAAUGACAAGGAUAACGAAGGUUCAAGUUCUCUGACAUGGAAGCUUAAGUGGUUCUCAAAAGAGAACCUAUUCAAUUUUGUGGCUUUGUUAAGGGCAAUUCAUGCAGGGGUAGCUGCGCUACCUAUGCUAGUAACAUAUACUCCGUGAUCCUUUUCUCCUGUACAAAGUGUAGAGUAUAGAACAAAGUAACUUGUCAUCAGCUCAGUUCUUGGUUGUCCAUGGAUUGCCUUCUUUAUUUCUUUUAUCCUAAGGAAACUGAUUUAUGUCUAUUAUGCCAUUGGCAAUGUGCAGCACUUAGAUUAAUAUGUUAUACACUCACCCGACUCUUGUUCUGUACAUAAUGAAGACCAAUUUUUGUUUUCUCGUAAGACGACGCCAAAAUUAUGAGGUUUCAGUUCAGCAUGACGCAUGAGAGGGAAAUGAUGUUAAGAAGGAAACAGACGGGUUCGAUGUCUCUUUAUCUCUUCACCGCUAUCGGGCUCGGCAUUUGCUCAGCAAAUUCCCACUUCGUUGAUGGGCUAUCUCUGCCUCAGGCACUUGGCUGGGUGUUUAUCUAGUUCUGCUACAAGCCAGCAGGUAUUUUUGCUUACUAGCAUACAGAACUUCAUAUUUUGGUAAAAUAACAUAGAUGCAAAAGGUACUGUUAAAGUAUCAUAAUUUGUGUUUGUCGUGAUUCUAAAAUGUAAUAUGUAAAUAAAUCGUGAUUGAAAACAUGAUAUGAUUUGAAAACGUGAGGUAAAGAAAAAGUGAUCGAAAA